CGGAGGCGGAGCAGAACCGAAACCGCGAAAGGGGGAACCGAAACGGCGAAAGGGGGCCAACCUUGUAAUCAUGAAUUCUAAUGAAGAAACUUAAAAACCAAUUAUGGCAAUGAUUUACAGUUUAACGGCAUGGUCUACUGCAAUUGGUCAGUAAUGAUUCUCUAUUCUUUAAUGGUGGUUCGAUGUCGAGGAAAUUUGUCCAUAGGAAGCAAAUUGGGGGCCAGAUUUCCUAAAUCGUCAACUAGAGAUUUACGGUGACAUUCUGAUUCGAGGAAGGUUAUUGAUGGCGGAGUUAAGGACGGCAUUUAUGAGGGUUCACAUGCUGCCAUUAAUGCUGCACCAAGUGAUCUUGAAAAACAUCGCCAAGGAAUUCCUCAAAAACCCUAAUCGCAUUAAACAGAAAGGGCUUGGGAUUUGGGAGAGUGUGUGUCUGAACUGCUCUGUUGGAAGAUCGAGGCAUGAUGAAUUGGGGGAAGCUAGGGGUGGUGGAUACCAUCUACGAGGAAGACUAUGAAUACUCCACUUCUCCUUCUCUCUCCCCUUCCAUCUCCUCUCCAAAGUCUCCUCUGCAUUUCACAGUACAGGCAUGGUCCCUGGAGAACCGGUGUGAAACAGAUGUUAGGAUUCAUGUUCAAGGAACAUGCUUCAAUCUCCACAAGGAUCCCCUGACAUCACGAAGCAGAUAUUUGAAACGGCAGCUAACGGAACUUAGCGGCGAGCUGACUCUCUCGCCUCCGUUAAACAUAACGGCUCAGACCUUCGCACUUGUCGCGGAAUUCUGUUACGAGUCCCGAGUCGUCUUAACGCCGUUCAACGUCACGGCGUUAAGAGUCGCAGCGGAAUUGCUGGAGAUGACGGAGACUGAUGGUGAACUCGAAGAGAACUUGAAGGAGAUAACGGAGUCAUACUUCCGACGCGUGGUUGUCGUCAACAGAGAGUCGGCGAUGAUCGUGUUCCGUUCGUCUUUGUCUUUACUUCCCGAGGCGGAGACGACGGCGUUUCUUGUUAGUAGAUGCAUUGAAGCUUUGGAUAUAAUGGACGAUGGCGAAGGUGUCGACAACUGUUUCGCCGACAUUGUGACUCUCAGCUUUCAAGAUUUUCAGAUUCUCGCCGAUUCGAUGCACGAUCGGUACGCCUGCCACGAUGUGCUUUAUCGGACUGUUGAUCUUUUUCUGGAGGAACAAAACGGCAAAAUCAGAGACGAAGAGAAAAUCAAGAUAUGCAACAGCAUCGACUGUAACAAACUCUCACCAGAACUUCUGAUGCACGCAGUACAGAAUCCGAGAAUGCCUAUUAGAUUCAUUAUUCGAGCAAUGUUGGUGGAGCAGCUCCACACGCAACGCUCGAUCUUCUCGACGGCUGAUCGCAAGCCUCACAGGCACCAUCAAUCCAGAGACUGUACCACACUUGGCGCGAUCCUGCAACGCGACGCAGCAAUUCGACAGGCGGCUCAAUUGAAGGCAGCAAUGGAUGCCACGACCUGGCGCAUCCAGAGCUUGGAGAAAGAGCUCGGCCACAUGAAGACUCUCUUGAACAAUCAGUCUGAGAAUGAACAGAGUAUAGUGAAGUCAGCUAGAUCUGCGAGUUUCCAUUACGGAACGGGAAACACUAAUAAGAUUGAAAGGGGGGAGAGAGGAUCUGCUUCUUCGUUGAACUUUCGGCACGGAAUCAAAGCUGAGAAUUCAAUGGCUAUGUCUUCUUCACCGGAGGAUUCGUGCAUUGAAAGCCCAAGACCAAGAGCCAAGAAGAACAUCGGUAGGAGAUUGAUUGACAGAUUGAAGAACUCGUUGUGGGUGUCGAGUUCUGGCACAAAAUGUGGCGCUAAGAAGAGUAAGAUUUCAAGCAUGAUGGAGGCGGGACAUGGAAUUGAUGAAGAUAUUAUCGUUGUUGGAAAGGAUGAAGCAUUCUCACACAAGAGGAAUUGCUCACAAGGGUAGCCACCAUUUUUUCUUUCUCUUCUCCUCUGAAUCUUAAUUUUAAUUUGCCUAUCUGUUUAUAUCUGAAGUGAUAAAGAUCUGAAAUUUGUGCAAA
This is a messenger RNA of Tripterygium wilfordii, 2031 nucleotides long. Its product is annotated as BTB/POZ domain-containing protein At3g49900. Gene Ontology annotation, molecular function: protein binding. The transcript is spliced from 4 exons. Bases 459 to 1937 code for a protein of 492 amino acids. Lineage: Eukaryota; Viridiplantae; Streptophyta; Magnoliopsida; Celastrales; Celastraceae. The record is from RefSeq and is a predicted model, not a curated record.